UCUGGUCAAGGCGUAGAAUUUUCAAUAUCAAUUAUGAUGAUAUUAUUGUGCCACUCCUUAUUGUUGUGCAGUUAGUCUCAUGCAUUCCGAUACUUCUAUGUCGUCUCUUUAACGUCGCAUCUCAUCUUUAACUCUCACCCUCCAACACGUACUACUACUCUACUCAUCCUGUGAAAAUUGAGCUGAGCUGACAUGAAUUCAAUGGCGUCCGCGUCUUCACCAGGAGCACCAGAUCUGAACGGCGCCGUAGACGCUCCGUCGUCGUCGUCGUCAUCCCCUGCAGCGCCGCCUUUAAGCCGGUACGAGUCGCAGAAGCGGCGAGACUGGAACACUUUCUUACAGUACCUGCAGAGGAACCAGAAGCCGCCGCUAACCCUUCCCCGGUGCGGCGGAGCUCACGUGCUUGAGUUCCUCAAGUACCUAGACCAGUUCGGGAAGACGAAGGUGCACGGGAAUGGGUGCCCUUAUUUUGGGCACCCCAACCCUUCGGCUGUGUGUAUGUGCCCUUUGAAACAGGCUUGGGGCAGCUUGGACGCCCUCGUCGGACGGCUCAGAGCGGCGUACGAAGAGCACGGUGGGGCGCCGGAGUCCAACCCGUUUGCGGCGAGAGGCGUGACGGUAUAUCUUAGGGAGGUAAGAGAAACCCAAGCCAAGGCUAGAGGAAUAACUUACGAUAAAAAGAAGCGGAAAAGGUCUUCUGCGACUAGCGUUAGCGGUGGGGAUGAGGUUGUGGUGUAGUCUUGGUGGCGGCGCUGCUGCCGAUCUUCUGGCCGGUAGCUUUAGCGGUAUAAAAUAAUAGGUGUGUAAGAGUGUAAAAGAGUAUGUAUGACCCACAAAAUGGAAAGAGGAAAAUUAUUAU
Molecule: messenger RNA, 859 nt
Organism: Ipomoea nil (Japanese morning glory)
Lineage: Eukaryota; Viridiplantae; Streptophyta; Magnoliopsida; Solanales; Convolvulaceae
Product: protein LIGHT-DEPENDENT SHORT HYPOCOTYLS 6-like
Exons: 1
Coding region: 193-738 (181 amino acids)
Biological process (GO): mRNA transcription; response to light stimulus
Cellular component (GO): nucleus
Source: RefSeq, a predicted model, not a curated record